Molecule: messenger RNA, 207 nt
Organism: Leptosia nina
Lineage: Eukaryota; Metazoa; Arthropoda; Insecta; Lepidoptera; Pieridae
Source: the annotation of a GenBank genome assembly
AUGGCACUUCCUGGACCCUCACGAUUGCUCUGGCUGAGUUGUGCGCGCGCACAUCCCUCCCCCUCCACCCUGCCGCUACUCUGCUCGCUCCGCGCCGCGCUGCAGUGUGGUGCGGCAUUACGUCACGCGGCUGUAGCCUCCACGCCGCGCUACAGCCGACGGGAUUCGACGGCCGCGUACUCGCCGACCUUCGGCAUGAAGGCUUAG